CCACGACGAAGAUGGCGACGAUGGUGAAGAAGGAGAUGGAGGAGAUGGAGGAGAUGGUGGAGAUGGUGGAGGAGGAGGUGGACGCGGGGUUUCUCGAGGUGAAAUGGACGCGGGGCUUCCCUGCCGACGGCUCCGUGGCCUUCGCGGACGCCGCCACGCUGUGCUACGCGAGCGGCGACUUCAUCAAAUUCGCUUCCUACCGCGGCGGCGACGACGGCAGCGUAGACAGCGUAGACGAACCCCCCACGGAGCCCGAGGGAGAAGGCCGCGACCGUCACCUGCGUUGCCCCGGGGCCGGCGUGGCCGCCCUGGCCGUGAGCGCGCCGCAGGGCCUGCUGGCCUUCGCCGACAGGCCCCGGCCCGGCCCCUCCAUCCACGUCCUCACGCAGGCGGGCGGGACGCGCCGGGCGCGGCUGCGCGACGCGGCGCGCCUCGAGGUGUCUGCGCUGGCGCUGAGCGACGCGGGGCCCUACCUCGCGUCGUGGGCCGCGGCUCCCGACCUCUCGCUCUCGCUGUGGGACUGGCAGCAGGAGAAGCUGCUCUGCCGCUACGAGGCCCGCCAGCGGCGGUGGCCCCACGGCACGCGCAUCCUCUCCGUCACGGGCCUCUCAUUCUGCCCGGGCGGAUGGCAGCAGCUGUGCACGGUGGGUGACGAGCACGUGUGCGUGUGGAGCGUGGAGCGCAGCGACUCGGUGUUCCGGCUCAGCCCGCGGAGGGUGCGGCUCCCCCCCGACGACGACGACGACGACGGCGGCGGCUCUCGCCCCGUCGACUCCGAGCCGCCGAGCGAACGCGGCGGCGGCCUCUUCGGGCCGCGGCUGCCGGCCUGGGCCCGUGCCGGCCUGGUGGAGCCCGCGACUCACGACUUCGUGCCCGAGGCGGAGGCGCGAGCCGCGGCGCGGCCCGUGUCGCACUGCUGGGCAAGCGGCGGGGACCGCCUCUACGUGGGCUGCGCGGGGGGGCAGCUGCUGUGCGUGGAGGCGGACGCGGGCGGCCCGCCGGGCGCCGAGCUCGCGCCGAAGCCGGUGGCGCGCCUGGGCCCGGGCCGAGCCGCCGCGCUGGCCGCGAGCCGGGACGCGGUGUACGCGGGCGGCGCCGACGGGGCCCUGCGCCGCGUCCGCGCGGCCCGAGCGGCCGGCGGCGAGAGCGUCGUCGACGAGUGCUGGGCCGGCGAGCGGCCCAUCCUCGGCCUGGCCUUCUCGCCCGACCUGCGGGCGCUGGCCAUCUCCACGGCCCGCGGCUCCGUGCACGUCUACCGGCCUCCGGAGGCGACCCCCGCGGCCGACGCGGCGGCGACGACGCCGGCGGCCGUCGCGGUGGACGCGGGCGGCGCGGCGCCGUUCGUGUGCGCGGCCGUGGCGGCCCCCGACGGCGCCGUGUGCGUCUCCGCGCGAGAGGACGGGGCCGUGCAGCUGUGGGCCGCCGCCUCGGGGCGCCUCCUGGGCGGCCUGGUUCUGGACGAGGCGCCGUGCGCGCUCGCGUGCCCCGCGUCGUCGCGCUGCGCCGCGCUGGGCACCGCGUCGGGCCGCCUGUGCGUGGUGGACGCGCGCCACCCGGAGCGGCCGCGCGUCGUCCUGCGGGAGAGGUUGACGCGGGCGCCGCUCGACCUCUUGCGCUGCGACGAGGCCGGGCGGCUGCUGGUGGCCGCGGCCGCCUCGGAGGGCCGCGCGUUCGUGGUGGACGCGAGGCCGUCGCGCCGCUUCGCCGUGCUCGGCUUCGUGGAGGAUGUGGAGGAGGAGGAGGAGGCGACACGGCGUCGCGUGCUGGACGCCAGCGUCGUGCGGAGCGGGGAGGACGCGCGGCUCCUCCUGCUGCUGGGCCACGAGGGGGCCGCGAGUGGCGACCGUCUGGCGGUUUUCCACCUCCCCGGAGCGCUCGGGGGGGACUGCGCGAACCCUCGCGGCGACCUCAGCAAGGAGGCGACGCGGCCGCGGCGCUACGAGCUCGCGUUCCCGGCCACCGCGGCCGCGCUGGGCCGCGACGGCCUCUCGGUCUUCGUCUACUGCGGCCGCUCCCGCCUCGUCAAGGAGUUUGCCAUCGCGGAGGGGGCCGAGGGGGGGCUUGGAGAGGCGCGGGAGUCGGCGGGGCACGACCUGCCCGACGCGCGGCUCGUCCUGGCGGCUGGGGGCCGGCGUCUUUACUCGGCCUCCUCCGACGGCGUCGUCAAGGCGAGGGCCGUCGGGGGCUCGCGGCGCGGGGUGGCGCAGGCCGCGUGCCACUGCCCCGCGCUGGGCGGGGUCCGUUCCCUGGGCGUCUCGUCCGACGGGAGGACGGUGGUGACCGCCGGGUGGCGGGACGACGGCGCGCUCGUCUGCCUCGCGUGGAGAGGAGAGCGCGGAGAGGAGGCGGCGGCGGCGGCGCCGGCGAGCAGCGACUGCUCCGAGGAGGACGCUCACCUCGCCUCCGUGGCGGAGCGUGAGCCUCGGCCCGCGUCCCCAGGCGACCGGGCGGCGGGCGAGGGGAAGGCGGACGACGGCGGCGACGACGAGGCGGCGGAGGAGGAGGAGGAGGAGCGGACGUGGGCGGAGCGGCGCGAGGCCGCGGCGGACGCGCGAGCGCUCGAGGUGCACGCGGAGACGCGCCGCGAGCUCCGCGAAGGCGUCGCCGAGCUGCGGCGCGAGCUGGAGGCGCUCGCGGCCGAGAACGAGGCGGCGCCCGAGCGCGAGCGCCUGCCGCCGGGCGACUUCCUGCUGGACGUGGAGGAGAUCGGGCGGCUGCGCGACGAGGGGACGCGCGCCGUCGAGGGGCUGCGCGACGCGAUCCAGCGCGAGAACGCCACCAACGUCGAGCGCUGCGACGCCCUCCGACGCCAGUGCUGGGACGCGAUGGCCACCAAGGGCCGCUGCCUGCGCGCCUUCCUCUCGGGCGUCGAGGUGUGGAACUUCCCCGUGCCGGAGCGCGGCCCCGACGAGCUGCGGGAGCUGGAGAGGGUGAAGCUCCUGCGGGAGGUGGAGAUGGCGGACCACCGGAUCCGCAGGGAGCUUCUGGAAGGGCGCGGCGCCGGCAAGGACGGGCGCGGGGGGCCGGAGAAAGAUGAGCGGGACGAGGAAGAGGGCGGUGACGGUGAGGUAGAGGACGAGGAGGAGGAGGAGGACAUCGUGGGCACCCUGAGCGAGGAGCUGGGCGUCAGCUGCCCCUACCUGUACCGCCAGCUGGAGCUGCACUCGCGGGAGCAGCGCGUGAACCAGACGGUGCUGCUCCGGGACGUGGCGCGGCGGCUCCGCGUCGCCUUCAACGCCGACUUCGACUCGGCGCGCCGCCACAAGGAGCAGGAGGCGGCGCGCGCGCGGGACGCCGGGGAGCGCGUCGCCGAACUCCUCGCCGACCUGGCCUCGAUCGGCGCCGCCGCCGCCACCGUCGCGACGCCGACGAUGCCGACGCUGACCCCGAGCCGGGACGAGGAGCCCGAGCGAGCGCUGGCGGUGGACGACGCGGAGGUGACGGCGGAGCGCCUCCUCACCGACGAGCAGAGGGCCGCCGCGGAGGAGCGCGCGCGGGAGGAGGAGCGGGCGCGGCUCGCGGAGCGAGGGGGCGGCGCCGGCGGCACCCGCUCCCGCGCGCUGCGGGACAUGAUGGGCGGGGAGCUGGAGGUCAAGCGCGACGGCGCCGCGGCGCUCCGGCCCCUUCCGCGGCGGCCCGCGUUCGCGAGCCGCCCCGAGUCGGAGUGGACCGAGGAGGAGCGGCGGCAGGCGCGCGACUUCGAGAGGGAAAGCCGCGAGGUGGCCGAGGAGCGCGAGCGCUUCCGCAAGGCGCUCGAGGCCGAGGUGGCCAAGACGCGGGCCGCCGUCCUGGACGGCUGCCGGGCCUUCGACGAGUCUCUGGCGCGACUCGCCGAGCGGAGGGCCCGCACGGAGGCCGCGGUGUGCCAGGAGGAGCUGCGCCUCGCCCUGCUGGGCGCCGCGCUGCUGCUCGAGGAGGAGCUGGACACGUACCAGCAGGAGCUGCGCCGGCGCCUGGAGGAGAACACUGCGGCGCGCGACGAGAGCGAGCGGGAGCUGCGCGAGGCGACGGCGCGCGCCGACGCCCUGCGCGAGUCCUACGACGACCUGUGCGCCGAGGACAAGCUGCUGGAGCGCGCCUUCAAGAAGGAGCUCGCCGAGAUGGCGCAGGGCCCCGCGGCGGACGCCCUCGCCCGCCUCUACAAGCGCCGGCCGCGGGCCCAGAAGCUGCGCGCGCAAACCGACGCGGCGGAGGCCGACGGGGAGCGCGACUGGGAAGAGCCGGACCCGGCGACGGAGAUCGUCCCCGAGGGGGUGGAGCCGCCGGCGUGGGAGCGCUUCUGCCGGGCGCGGAGCCUCAAGGCGCGCGGCGAGCUGGCGCUGCGCCGCAAGGCGCUCGCCGCGGCCGAGGCGGCCGCGUUCGCUCGGCGGAUCGCCGACGAGGGCGAGGGGCUGCGGGCCGAGGCGGGGCGGCUGGCGGCGGAGCUGGACGAGGCGCGCGCGGAGGCGUCGCGCCGGCAGCUCGACGCGACGCUGCUGGUGCUGCUCAAGCAGGGCCAGGUGGAGCUGGACGACGAGGCGCCGGCGCCCGACUACUCGGACGCGCGACUCGUUCCCCGGGACGCGGUCGAGGCGCUGAACGCGACGAUCCGAGCGGCGUGCGAGCGCAAGGUGGCGAGCAUGGAGAGCGGCAGGGAGGCGCGCCGCGCCAUCGCGCGCCUCCAGUGGGAGUGCCGGAAGCUGCGCCUACGGGCGGACGAGCUGCGGGAGCUCGCACGGGACGUCCGGACGGCGCGGGUGUCGCGCGAGCUGCUGGCGAACGCCGGCGGCGGCGGCGAGGACCGCGCCUCGCGCCACGCGGCCGCCGCCGAGAAGAACCUCGCCGCCCGGCUGGAGGCGCGCGAUCGCGAGGAGCGGCGUCUCGAGCGGCGCGCCGAGGCGCUGCUCGCCGAGGCGGCGCGGCUCCGGCGUGAGAACGCGGCGCUGGACGCGCGGCUGCCGGAGCUGCGCGCGUCCGUGUCGGAACGGGGACGAGCGAGCGAGGGGGCGGCGGCGGCGGCGCCGGCAGAGGAGGAGGCGGCGCGGAGGCGUCACGAGCGAGUGGCGCGGGAGAGGCACGCGGCGGAGGCGGCGCGGGAGCAGGCGCGGGAGAUCGCGGCGCUCCGGGUGGAGCUGGAGAGGAUGCGCAUGAGGUCCUUCCCCGCGCUCGUGCCCGCGGACCGCUGACCGCGGGAGGCGGCGGGGGGAGGGGCGCCCGCCCGAAGGUUUUAACGUCGUAGAGUCGCCAUCGAUCCUCUAGGCCGCAACGUAACGGUCCGGCUAAAAUUCGUGGCCACCCGACGCAGCCAAACAAAUUAAAGCGUCGCGUGUUAUUCAAACGUCAGUUCACUCGCCGGUAAAUUGCCGAACAAUUCUCACUCGGAACCACGUCGACAUCAUCAGGACAAGGUCCAGGAAGUCAGAAUAUAAAUUUUGGAAGUCAGAGUUAAAAUUGGCAGCGAAAAAAAAACCCACGUGUUAAAUUAACAUCAUCACCAAAGGUCAUCAUCUUUUUGUUCUGCCUACAUGGAGACUUUCUCGAUGUAUGACCUCGUGGUAUUGGUGAACAAUUAUCUAUUUAUGAAUGUACUCAUCACACUCAUCAUCAUCGUCAUCAUCCCCUGUUGCAUCCGGUGUAAAAUUAUCUUCACAUAUCAACACUCUGAUUCAUUCAUACCUUGAGUCAAUCUGAUUCAUCCAUCCGUCAUUCGGCGUACAACUCAACAGCUAAAAAUCAUUAAAUUUCGAUUUAAAGCUUUCGUGACUGCAGAGAUUCAUCUUCUUGGUUCUUUCGGUAAAGUCACGUAGAAUUGACCUGGUCUUCACCUGAGGACGGCUGCUUGCGUUGAGGCCAAAACGUCGUAAGAAUUAUCUUAUUAUGUUUUAUUUAAUUAUUUUAUUAUUUCCAUUCUACGUGACUUUACCGAAAGAACCAAGAAGCUAAAAAUCAUGCAAAAAUCACCAAAUUCUAGCCCCUUUUCAACAUUUUAAAGAGGGCACGACCCGACCUAACAGGCACGACAACCACCUCGGCACCGCCAUCUGAGAGUUGCGAUGCAAACGCACAUCGAGUGAAUAAAUCGGAGAGUGCGCGACUCCCUUUUUGGACAAUGGCGAGAGAGGGAGUGGGGAUGGCAGAGGCCGUUCCACCAUCAAUUGCGGUGGACGGGCAAAAGUUGCACACACAGCGAGUGGCGCUGCCAAAGAUUACGUUCUAAAUAAAUGACGAAUGUGACGAA
Molecule: messenger RNA, 6217 nt
Organism: Lethenteron reissneri (Far Eastern brook lamprey)
Lineage: Eukaryota; Metazoa; Chordata; Hyperoartia; Petromyzontiformes; Petromyzontidae
Product: cilia- and flagella-associated protein 43-like
Biological process (GO): cilium assembly
Cellular component (GO): axoneme
Molecular function (GO): protein binding
Source: RefSeq, a predicted model, not a curated record